Molecule: messenger RNA, 579 nt
Organism: Guillardia theta CCMP2712
Lineage: Eukaryota; Cryptophyceae; Pyrenomonadales; Geminigeraceae
Exons: 8
Coding region: 1-579 (192 amino acids)
Molecular function (GO): protein binding
Source: RefSeq, a predicted model, not a curated record
AUGCGAUGGCGACAGCGCAAGAUCGAAGUGCAGCAGAGAAAGGCGCCAGACCUCGAGUCACCGGCUGCGCAUCGUCCUCCUCUUCCUCCUCCGUUGCCGUUGCCUCUUCCACCCUCCAAGCAUGCCGCGUCCUUGGAAAGUUUGUACGCGUCUGCUCUUGAGGGGAGGACAGAGGUGAUGCGACUGCUGAUUGAGGAUGACGUCGACGUGCAGGGAAGGAACAGGCAAGGACUGCAAGCUUUGCACGCUGCUGCGGUGUCUGGACACGCCGAAUGCCUCAAGUUGCUUCUUGCCAGCCACGCAAAUCCAAAUGCGAAAACGAAUGAUGGCAGGACGGGGCUAGCGCUGUCGGCGAUGAUGGGGCAUGUGUCCUGUCUGGAUGUGCUGCUGGAGGAAGGAGCCGACCCGCAGCUCUGCGAUGCCAUGGGUUUCACUCCAGUCAACUGUGCAGUCAUGAGCGGGCGAGUAGAGGCCGUCAGGUUCCUCGCUGCCCGCAUGAGUGCGGACAGAAGCGAACAGGAACAGGACAGCGCGAGGAGAAGGGAAGAGGUCGAUUGCAAGUUUGCUGCCCUCAUGUAA